Molecule: messenger RNA, 2584 nt
Organism: Panonychus citri (citrus red mite)
Lineage: Eukaryota; Metazoa; Arthropoda; Arachnida; Trombidiformes; Tetranychidae
Product: glycine receptor subunit alpha-2-like
Exons: 6
Coding region: 187-1458 (423 amino acids)
Biological process (GO): chemical synaptic transmission; regulation of membrane potential; nervous system process
Cellular component (GO): synapse; membrane; neuron projection
Molecular function (GO): extracellular ligand-gated monoatomic ion channel activity; transmembrane signaling receptor activity; chloride channel activity
Source: RefSeq, a predicted model, not a curated record
CAAUUUCAUUAGAAAUCAUCACUUUCAUUCAUUGGAAUCAACGAUUCGAUUGAGAAAAGUUUUUCUUUCGUUCAUUGUUUUCUUCAAUUCAAUUCGUUCUUUAUGUUAAUAUUUCACAACAAAAGUUAAUCCAAAUCCAUUUUUCUGCAUCAACUUUAAUCAUUUCUCUCUAAUGAUUCACAAAUCAUGUUAAUCAAUUCAAAUGGUUAUCUUAUAAUCUGCACGAUAAUAAACCUGAUUAACUUAAUCUCACCAGAGGAAAUCAUCUCUUCAGUUUCAGAGGAUUGGUCAUUCGAUCAGUUGAUCCCUAAGAAUUACAAACGCAUGAGACCCCCGAAAAUCAAUGGUGAACCCGCUAAAGUUAAUCUCACAUUGGUGCUAAAGCAGCUGAUCGCUGCCAAUGAAGCCGAACAGGUAAACAUUGAAUAUGAUUUCAUCAAGUCGAUUACGAUGGAUUUAUUUUUCUAUCAACGUUGGAUUGAUCAACGAAUUAAACUUCCAAACGAUUUUGAUUCAAUUACAUUGGACUCAUCAUGGAAAAACAAAUUGUGGAUUCCGAAUCUUCAUUUUGUUAAUUCACUUUCAAAUACACCCGUUGAUUUGAUUACUAAUCCUUUAUUCAUUGAACUAUCAAACGGCAGCCAUUUUUCAAUGGCCACUCGAGUUAUCGUCAAGUUAACAUGUCACAUGGAUCUAUUUAAUUUCCCUCAGGAUACACAAAUUUGCAAUGUCGAUUUAGCUUGUGUUGAUUGGUCCAAUCGAAGUGUCAACUUUUUCCUCAAUAAAUUUACCAUGGACGACAUGGAUGAUUUUCCAAAGUUCGAGAUUACUGAUCAUUUCAUUGAGAAAUGUUCAUUUUAUCGAGGACCUGAAUUCCCAUGUUUACGAGUUCGACUUGAACUUUUCAGGCGAAUCUCUUAUUAUAUAUUACGAAUCUAUGGGCCAAGUUUCCUCUUGACCUUAACUUCGUUCGUUGGAUUUUGGAUUCCAGCGGUCGGAUAUCCUGCUAGGGUCGCAAUCAGUGUAACUCCACUUUUGGCCUUGGUCACUCAGCAAAUGCAAAUAAACGCGGAGAUCAAUGUAUCUUACGUCGUCGCUCUUCACAUUUGGAUGAUGAUACAAAUAUUUUUCGUCUUCAUGUCACUAAUCGAAUACGUUUUCGCGAUUGUCUAUGUCCACUUGGUGGAAGAAAAAAAGGAGUUUUCUUCAUCUGUCAAUCAGUACCUUCGAUCAGCCACUUAUCGUCUUCAAUGUACUUCCGAUUCGAAUAAGAUGAGCCACGCAAUUAAACUUGUUCUCAAUAAAGUCUAUGGUAACGUGGAUUGGAAUAAGAAUCCAUUGGAUCGUAAUAAAGUCGAUUACGCGGCUCGAAUCAUCUUCCCAUUUGCAUACGUACUUUUCCUCAUUGUCUAUGGAUCAGUAUUCGUGUUUCCUUGGAUGUUUUCAAAGUAUCUGUGAUCAUUUGUCUUCUUCUCUGUUCAUAAACAAUCGUCAUCAUCAUUGUCAUUCCAAUGGAACUCAACCAAUAGCAACAAUUCAAUUCAUGUUCCCCAUGCAAGUUCACAGAUUCAUUACUUUCAUUGUAAAAUUUUUCUUUCUUAUUCUCACGUUUAGUUAAACUCACCAUCAUUCUGAUGAUUCAUUUAAAAUCAGUGGACAUUUAGACAAUUAUGUGUUUCCAAUUGAUUGAAAUUCAGGUAAUGCCAAUAAAACGAUGAGACAUUUAAUCAAUCACUAAAUGUUAAUUGUCUGUCGUUUAUUUCAUUGACAAUUUCACAAGUCAUCUUCAAAGUCGAGCAAUUUAAUGACAAAGAAAAGGGAGACCAAUUGAAAAUAGAAUAACAUUAAAUUAUGUUUAGUUGCUUUUUCGAAUUUUAAAUACAAUUAGACCUUCAACUUUACAAUUAACUGAAUAGUCAAUCAGAGAUAUUUAUAAUCAGAUUAAUCGGAUAAUCGAAAUCAGAGAAGUGGAAAAAAUGAACAUUAAAUCGAGGCUUAAUUGCUACGAAUCAGCUGAGUAAAGAUUAUGGAUUAUGAGUUAAUGUGGAGAAGGAAAAAAAGUUGAUAUGAGUUCAAUGACGUUUACAUGAUUAAUUGUUAACAAUUAGAAAUCCCAAUUCGAUUUUAAUUAAAGAAAUCUACUCUUCCUAUCAAGUUUCAUAAUCAUCUCCGGAUAUAAACACUGAAUCGCAUGAUGAUUAAGCAAAAUUCUGGUUUAUUCAAGUCAUUGGCAUUAACAACAAUUUACUUAUCAAAAAAACGAGUAAAUUAUUAAACUAGUUAAUUGUCAAUCAACAAUCAACGAAUAAUUUAAACGAGAAAAAGAGAGAUGAAAGAAAAGAUUAUCCUUAAUUGUGAUCAUUUACUUGAUUUAAAGUUCAAGAUGAUCUCAAGAUUAGCGAUCAACUUGUUUAUCUUUUCGUCUUGUUGGUGUUUCUUUCGGAUAACAGAUUAGAUUAGCUUGUCACGAUUAAAAUGGAUUAGUAUUGUUCCUCUCUCGCUCUCUCUAUGUUAUUAUGUCCAAGGCCAAAGGUGAAGCAACAACCUGAGCCACUUUUAGGGAGGUUCCAUUGGGUUUCCAUGA